Molecule: messenger RNA, 333 nt
Organism: Anisakis simplex (herring worm)
Lineage: Eukaryota; Metazoa; Nematoda; Chromadorea; Rhabditida; Anisakidae
Source: the annotation of a GenBank genome assembly
GGUCUCUUCGGCAUGUGCGAGCGCUAUCAUGGUCAGGCUGACUGCUUGAAAAUGGAAUCUGAGUGCACGAAACAACUGAACGCUCCACUGCCGCAAAACUCUCGAAAAGCAUACAAAAUGUAUCAACAUGUUGCAAAAUGCGUUCUCGCUCAAGACCUGUGGAGUCGAUGCAUUAUCAAUAUCAAUGCUUAUCGUUGCGCCAAACUUCGAGACAAAUGCAAAAUAUUCGCUGGUGAAGGCCGAAUUUCGUUCGGUGCCAGAAAAUUGGAUAUUUUUAGUCCGAAAGUUUCGGAAUGCAUGUACAAUCAAGUAGAGUUUACAGUAGAACACUGA